AUGGCUCUUUCUGCGCUCCCUCUUUGGAGGACGUUGGCAAUCCUCUUCAUGAUAUUCAUGAUAUCGAGUGUCGCCUCUUCAACAGACGAGCCCGUACGACUUGAACUCUCCGAAAGCUUCUCUUUCGACCAUACCUCCCCACUCGACACCAGCCUUGCUACCACUACUGUCAAGAAAGGUUCACGCUGUAAUCGUAUCACCAACAACAUCUGCCCGGGGAUCUUCGCGAAGAAGGGAACACAAUUCCUCCAAUGCUGCAAGAAAAACUGCCGCAAUGUAUUCACGGAUCGAAACCAUUGCGGGGUUUGUGGCAACAAGUGCCCAUUUGGAAGUCUCUGCUGCAGAGGAAAGUGCACCCCCGCCGCUUUCGAUGCCAACAACUGUGGUAAGUGUGGCAAGAAGUGUCAGCCUGGUUUAGAAUGCUUAUUCGGGAUCUGUGGCUAUGCAUGA
Messenger RNA from Spirodela intermedia, 450 nucleotides. NCBI's taxonomy places the organism in Eukaryota, Viridiplantae, Streptophyta, Magnoliopsida, Alismatales, Araceae. The record is from the annotation of a GenBank genome assembly.